ACUAUUUAUCAGAUUUUGAAAAGCAAACAUGGUCACAUUAUCUCUUGUUCUGCUUCUGCUUUCAGUCCAGUGGUCCUGGGCUCAGGAAGACCCCCUCUUGCCUUUCUCUGAACACCUGGACCCCAAUCAGAAGGUGCAGCUGAAGUGGGGAUUUGAUGAGAUCCAGGGCACAAUCUUGUUCGAGCUCACGGUCCGCACCACCGGCUGGGUCGGUUUUGGCUUCAGCCCCAACGGAGGAAUGAUUGGAGCCGAUAUGGUCAUUGGAGGAGUUGGACCCAAAGGCAGUUACUUCACGGAUCGUCAUGCUGGGGGGAAUUCAAUGCCUGUGGUUGACGAGCAACAGAACUACAAACUCCUGUCUCUGACUGAGUCUAAUGGGAAAACAGUCAUGAAGUUUCAGAGGUCCAUCAGUUCCUGUGAUGACAAUGAUUUACCAAUCACUGAUCUCCCCAUGAAACUGAUCUAUGCGUAUGGACAGACUGAUGACAUCACGUACCACAGCACCCAAAGAGGCACAAAGGAGCUGAACCUGUUGAAGUACAUGCCUCGGGUCUACCCUCCAAACAGCAACUUCUUUGACAUAACUAUGGUUAAUUUCACUGUACCAGCCAAACAAACCUACUAUCACUGCAAGAUCAUGAAAGCCCCAAAAUUUGAUCGCAAAAAGCACAUUUAUCGCAUUGAGCCGGUGAUCACAAACUUUGACCUUGUGCAUCAUCUGUUGCUGUACCGCUGCCCUCCGAGUGUGACGAAGCCGUUUGAGGAGGAGUGUUACACUGGGAUUGAUGGAGUGUGUAUGGAGACCGUGGCGGUGUGGGGAAUUGGCGGAGGGGCUUUUGAAUUUCCUGAGGUGGCUGGACUUCCAAUUGGAGGAAAUGUUGGAGAUUUUUUCUACAGACUUGAAGUGCAUUUCAACAAUCCCAAUAAAAGUGCAGGUCGAGUUGAUAACUCAGGUCUGCGAUUCUAUUACACAUCUGAACUCCGUCAGCACGAUGCAGCUGUUCUGAUGACAGGACUUGCAAUUACCCCUGGGUAUGCUAUCCCACCCAAAGCCAAAUCCUUCCUCACAUACGGCCUGUGUGACACUGCUUAUAUUCCAGAGGUUCUGGAGACACCAACUGAUCUUCAGGUUUUCUCUGCGAUGCUACACACACACUUAGCUGGACGGAAGGUCAAAGUCGGACACUUCAGAGGAGGUAAACAGAUCGAUCUUCUAGCUGCGGAUGAAAACUAUGAUUUUGAAUAUCAGGAAGUGACAAACUUGGGUAAAACUAAGACAGUGAAGUUGGGUGAUAAAUUGCUGGUGGAGUGCACCUAUAAUACUGAAAACCGCAACCAACUCACAUGGGGGGGGCUCUCAACUUCAAAUGAGAUGUGUUUGGCCUUCCUCUUCUACUAUCCAGCUAUGAAUCUGAGCACCUGUGUGAGCUUCCCUAAUGUUACAUCUUUACCAUCUGCAAUGGGAGCAACAGAUGCAUAUUCUUGGCUCAAUAUGAUGUUCACGAAGACUUGGAAUGACACGUCUAUUGAUCAAUACCAACAAACACUGAAGAGAAUUGACCAGCUCGUCUGGGUAAUGAACUCAAAUAACAACGGAUUUUACAACAAAGGGACACUUCCUGACCUCAAAGUCAUCCCGUCUGCACCCUGCAUGAGCGGCAGUGCCAACAAAAGUCUUGCUUUAUCAUUGUUGUUCCUCUGUUUGGCAGUGCAAUGGAAGUCCUUUUGAAACAUUAAUGCAAAAUAGAACUGAUGUAACUUGCUGGUCUUUCAUUGUCUGAAUAAUGU
Molecule: messenger RNA, 1788 nt
Organism: Carassius carassius (crucian carp)
Lineage: Eukaryota; Metazoa; Chordata; Actinopteri; Cypriniformes; Cyprinidae
Product: DBH-like monooxygenase protein 2 homolog
Exons: 13
Coding region: 29-1729 (566 amino acids)
Biological process (GO): norepinephrine biosynthetic process; dopamine catabolic process; octopamine biosynthetic process
Cellular component (GO): secretory granule membrane
Molecular function (GO): dopamine beta-monooxygenase activity; copper ion binding
Source: RefSeq, a predicted model, not a curated record